Ictalurus furcatus (blue catfish) is the source of this 2799-nucleotide messenger RNA. RefSeq names its product zinc finger and BTB domain containing 3 (gene zbtb3). Gene Ontology annotation, cellular component: nucleus. The record is from RefSeq and is a predicted model, not a curated record. The transcript is spliced from 3 exons. Bases 681 to 2444 code for a protein of 587 amino acids. Gene Ontology annotation, biological process: regulation of transcription by RNA polymerase II. Lineage: Eukaryota; Metazoa; Chordata; Actinopteri; Siluriformes; Ictaluridae. Gene Ontology annotation, molecular function: protein binding; RNA polymerase II cis-regulatory region sequence-specific DNA binding; DNA-binding transcription factor activity, RNA polymerase II-specific.
CGGCGGACUGGUUUUGUUUCUAACCAAUAGGUGGCAGACUUGAGUAUGGUCCAAUCCAGAAACCGCUCUAUUUAAGACACAGUGCGCUACGUAUGGUGUAAAAGCCAUUAUCUUGUGCCCUACUUAAUGCACCUACAUAGGGACAUCAGGGCUAUUAGGGAUUCAGCCGAAGAAUUACAGUUACGUUAGCAGAGUAGGGAUUCUUCGUACGGUUCGGAUGUUUACAGAAAACCUCGCUCUGUUCUCGCAGUUGUUGUUUUUUAAAAAUUUUUUAUUGUAUUCCGACGACAAAUUCUGUUGUAUUUAUGCAGCUAAAAGAAAGACUGUAAGAUUAUAUUGACCAUAUUCUCUUAUUGUAUAUAGGUAAUGGGGAUAUGCCAUUGUUUUAGUCACUAGCUAAAAUGAGUUUUCUUGCUGUGAUGAUAGCUAAGGUUAGCUAGCACGUACCCAACAUGGUUUGUUUUCACAGCACAGUUAGCUAAGAUUUAACUGUUUCCUUUGCAUUCUGACAGAUCAAUUCUGUUCGAAGUAAUUCUUCACAGGAAAGGAAACGUGUUUUUUUUAAUGGCUUGACUAGGUUCAGAUCAUACAGUCUGAUGAUGUUUGUAGUCUGAGGGUCUGUAUACACCAGAAACGUUGCUGUGACUUCAUUUGCACCUCGUUAUUCAUCUGAGCUUGCCAUGGAGUUCCCAGGUCAUAGUCAGCAGCUCCUGGCCAGUCUGCGCUCUCAGCGUCUACAGGGAUUCCUGUGUGACUGCACAGUCAGAGUUGGUCCCACACGUUUUCUGGCUCACCGUGCUGUGCUGGCCUCCUGCUCACCUUUCUUCCACAUGUUCUACUCUGAACACCCAGUAGGCAGCACGUCUACAGUAAAUGGAGGACCUGAGACGGACACGGUCACCAUUAAUGGAGAUAUAGUGACCCCUUCAGCAUUCGGGUUGCUCCUCGAUUUCAUGUACGAAGGAGUACUCCAGUUGGCAGCACACCCACCUCCGGAAGACGUUCUCGCUGCGGCCAGUUUCUUGCACAUGAACGACGUGGUCCGAGUCUGUAAGAAAAGACUACAGGGUCGUGGACUGGCUGAGGCUGACAGCACCAGGGCAGAAGAGGGAGGAGGUGAAACUGGGGGAGAUGGACCAGUGUUUAGUGGGUCGUCUCGAGAAGGAAGGUUGAAUGGCCGAAGGGAAACGGUGGACGGUGGACAAGGAGCUGUCAGGGUUUCAGCGUCAAAUCCAGCCUCGUCUCCCUCAAUAACACAGCGUCCUCAGCCAAGCCAGCAGUCAACGUUUCAUAUUAACACUAAAGCCAAGACAAACACUGGCGUACCUAAUUGCAACACACACAGCAUUAACCUGGGAAGUCCAGACAUGGCGGACACUACUCAGCCAGGCAUGGACUCUGUUCCAGCUUCCAAUGAUUCUGGACCAAGCUUGUACAGUUCCUCUCCUGGACCUGCUAGAGCUGGCAUAGCUGCUGCUGCUGCUGCUAAUAUGGAGGCUACACUUUCAAGUCCUUGCAGCACCACAGAACCAGUUCAAACAGAAACAGAAACUCCGCCCAGUACAUCCACUGUUAUGGUUCUGGUUCCUGUGGAACACAGCCAAAAUAGAGAGUCCAGUCAAGAAAUAUCCAUGUCAAAAGAAAUUAGCAAUGUUUUUAUGGUUGCCACUAAUCAUCCUGGUCAAACCAAGAAACCCAUGUCGAUACAGCACAACGGACCGAGUUUAAGUGAUGACGUGAGACAUACUGCCAGAGGUUUACAUGAACAGCCACGGUCGCAGUCAUGUUCUCCCAUGCCAUUGUCUUCAGCAGGCCGAGAAGAUGGUAGUGAAGAGACAGCAAACGUGAAGGUGGAGGCCAUAGUCAUCUCAGAUGAAGAGUCAGAAGAUAUGGAAGAGACACCUGUUAGGGUCCGAGAGCGAAGGAGAGAUGUUGACUUAGAAGAAAGGGAGAAUUUUGAGAGCACUAAUGAUGUUGAGAUCACCAAUGCUCACUUCAUACCUCCACACUCAUUAAUGCAACUUUCACAUAAUCACCAAGAGCCAAUCUCGUUCCCUUUUUCACCACAGGGUCCUAGUGCCUCCUCUUCGGACACGCCCAGCUUCCCGUCUACCCUUUUUACAGCAGCAUCCCAGCAAGCAGAGCAGCAGACUAUCUACUUUGAGGAAUAUCACGAAUCUCUUGGGAAUUAUGUAGAAGAUGUGCCUACAUGUUCCACUUGUGGAAAGACGUUUUCUUGUGCUUAUACACUGAGGAGGCACGCCAUUGUGCACACACGAGAGCGUCCUUAUGAAUGCCGUUACUGUUACCGGAGUUACACACAGUCUGGGGACUUGUACAGGCACAUAAGGAAGGCGCAUGAUCAUGAUUUGCCAAUGAAGCGCAGCAGAACAGAAUCUGACCCUCCCCCAUCCCCACCUCCUCCUCAAGCACCUCAGACAUAACAAGAUACAUGCUCAGUCAUACUGGACAGAGUGUCAAAGCUGUUGCAAAAGCUAAAAUCAUACGCCUGGUUUUUUUUCCCCUUUGUUUGUUUGUUUUUUAACAGGUUGUGUGGACCAACUUUGCAAAGGACUGUUAUUGUUCAUCUUUAGUAUCAGAAAGUGAGCAUUCAACAUUGAACUUAAUCUGUCACUGGAUAACAUUGUGACCAAAAACAAAACAUCCCAUUCAGGACAUCCUUCAAUGUCCUUUAUACAUCAUAAUCAUAAUCACUGUCUAGCUUCUCAGGUUAGAUACAAACAGAAUAAGCUUUUAAUUUUUUAAAAAUUCAGUCUCUUCUGAAAGUAAUGGAAUGGU